AUGAUAUUAUUGCAUAUAAAAUACACAGGUAUACCCAGACUCUGCGUUAUCAGUGCGGAAAUGCUUGAUUACGGAAAAAUGUUUCCAAAUGGGAAGGCCCCAUUUGUGGUAUUAAUAUUACGUGCUACAUUGCGUAAAACUGCAGAGACAACUUUGAACAUCAACAUUAAAGAGAAAAAUAACAAUCGUCCAAUAUUUAUUAAACCUUACAAAGCGGAAAUAGCGAAUGAUUAUCCUAUUAAGGGAGAAGUUAUCAAGGCGAUAGCGGAAGACGCUGACCAAGGUAACAACGGGAAAAUAGUUUACAUGCUGAAGGAUACUGAUGACUUGUUCGACAUCGAUAAUGAAACUGGGAAGAUUUUUGUAUUGAGCUCUCUAAUUUUCGACAAAAGGGUAAGUAUUCUGGUCACGGCUUUUGCCUAUGAUAAAGGUAGGCCUUGGAAAUAUUCUCACACUGUUGUUACCAUUGGCUUGAAUCAUAAGACCAACCAAUACCCCCCUGUAUUUAGCCUCAAUUAUUAUGGAACUAGCUGCUUUGAAGACAUUCACAGCGGUGCUAUCAUCAUGCAGGUCCGUGCCUACGAUCCAGAUUACGAAGACGCGCCUUUAGAUUGGAGGAUAUUCACAAAUCAUAACAAACGAAAGGUUAGACAUCUUCCCGCCUUGUGGUCGUCGUCAAGAGGAAAUAUAACUGACCAAAAAUUUGGGGACAAAGGUAGUAAUUCUUUGAACAAACACGGAAUAUAUAAUAAAAAGCUUAAAAGAGGGGAGCCUGCACCAGGUCCAGGAAAUGUAGCGUCCAUAUUUUACUCCAUUGUAGAAGGGAAUGGAAAAGAUAACGAUGUGUUCGUCAUAGAUUCCAAGCUUGGGGAUUUGAAGACGAACGAUAAAUUGGACGCCGAGACUAAAUCUAAUUACGAGCUUACCGUUCAGGCCACAGACGAAGGUGGAAGAGGCUUAAAAACCACGGUAAUGGUCUACAUUCAAGUCAAGGAUAUUAAUGAUAACCCGCCAGAAAUUAUUAGGCCCAUUCAGGCCCUUGGUGUUUCUAUGGACGCAAAGCCGGGGGAUUUGGUAUAUGUAGUAAGAGCGAUAGAUAGGGAUAUAAGCAGCGACCCGUUAAAUCCUGUCUCUUUUAAAGAAAACAUGCCAGCUCCUAGCUUUAGCUUUGAACCGGCAACUGGGGAGAUCAAAGUUGCUUCUUCAGCUCUUCAACCAGGAGAAGAAACUUUGACAAUCGAAGCUCAAGACAGAGGCGUACCACCCCUGUCAUCUACUCUUUCUAUCCCCAUAAGAAAAUAUCCCAGUGAAGCAGAAAGUCCAGAUAUUUCGGUCUACCAAAAUUCUGUUCCGGGAGCGUUUGGGGGAAGCGGAAAAAUAAAGAAUCCCAUGAUUUGGGCUAUUAUAGUAAUAAUAAUAGUCUUCUUGAUUAUAGUUAUGGUCGUAGCUGGCUACGUUUAUCAUAAGAAGAAAAAGGAAAAAUUAGCAGCUGGAAGUACAGGGAUCGGAAAAAAAUCGACCAAGGACUCGGCCAAAACACCGUCCCUUCUAGCUAAAGAAAAGGCUGAAAAAGAAAAGGGUGGUAAAGAUGAUAAAGGCAAAGAUGACAAAGGAGCGGAUAAGGAUAAAACUAAAACGGCUACUUUGAAGGUUGCUUCUGGUCUACCACCUCCACCCCCAGGGGGAGAUCCUGUUCGACCACCCGGCCCUGAUGGAAAAAUACCCACAGGUCCCCCUCCUCCCGGAGCGAUGCUACCUCCUUCAGGAGCAAGGCCUGCUGGACCGCCACCUCCACCAGGGGCAAGGCCUGCUGGCCAACCUCCACCCGGAGCUAUAUCUGGUGCCAGACCUGCUGGAGCGGGUCAGCCCAGACCUCCGAUGCCUCCUGGUACUGCACCUCCGUUAAGUCCUGGUGGGCCACCUAAACCUGUGGAUUUAUCUAAGCCCCCGCCCACAUCUGUUCCCGUCACCGCAAAGCCACCCGUUUUUGCAGGCGCUUUACCCCCACUCAAAGACACAACGGUAGCUUAUACAGACGACGCGGAUAAAUCUUACGGAUAUGAUUAUAGUUAUGGCUAUGACACCUCACAAUAUGGUGCUAGCGAUGCCUAUAGCGCAGACCCCUAUUACAAUUAUAAUUAUGGAGAAUAUUACGACGAUUACGAUUCUAAAUAUGCCUAUGACGAUAACUAUGCCUAUUCUUAUGGCGGAGAUGACUAUAACAGUGACGCUUACGGUUAUGGAACGGACCCUUAUUAUGACUACAAUUAUAAUGACUAUUAUGGGGGAGAUUAUUCCGAUUACUAUUCCGGCGGUGACUACGGGUCAUAUGGGGGUACUGAUGCAAGCGCUACAUAUGGGGGUGAAUACUCAGCCUACGAUUCUUCCGCCUAUGGCAGCGGAGCCAGUGCGGCAUACGGUUCUGACGCAUACGCCAGUUCAGCAUAUGGCACUGACGCAUAUGGCACUGACGCAUAUGGAAGUACUGCUUCAGCAGUGCAUAUGGUACAGAUGCUUAUGGAAGUGCGGCUCCUGGUUCUGAUGCUUAUGGCGGUUCGGCAUACGGGACAGACACAUAUGGAAGUACAGUAG
This is a messenger RNA of Gordionus sp. m RMFG-2023, 2592 nucleotides long. Its product is annotated as cadherin-12-like. Gene Ontology annotation, cellular component: adherens junction; catenin complex; plasma membrane. The record is from RefSeq and is a predicted model, not a curated record. Gene Ontology annotation, molecular function: calcium ion binding; cadherin binding. Bases 1 to 2592 code for a protein of 863 amino acids. Gene Ontology annotation, biological process: cell morphogenesis; cell-cell junction assembly; multicellular organism development. The transcript has 16 exons. NCBI's taxonomy places the organism in Eukaryota, Metazoa, Nematomorpha, Gordioida, Chordodea, Parachordodidae.